Molecule: messenger RNA, 3129 nt
Organism: Myotis davidii
Lineage: Eukaryota; Metazoa; Chordata; Mammalia; Chiroptera; Vespertilionidae
Gene: PCDH10
Product: protocadherin 10
Exons: 7
Coding region: 341-2932 (863 amino acids)
Biological process (GO): homophilic cell-cell adhesion
Cellular component (GO): plasma membrane
Molecular function (GO): calcium ion binding
Source: RefSeq, a predicted model, not a curated record
UUCCUCCUUGGGAUUUGCCAGCGUCGCGCUGCGCCAAGACUGUCGGAAUAAAGGACGCUGACUAUUGUAUUAUUAUUUUAUUAAUUGGUCAGUGGGAAGAUUACAGAUGGGGAAAGGGGACGCCUGCCACUCUUCCUGCGUUAAGAUUGAAAAAUGAGGCUGACCUGGGGGAAGCCCUAAAAUGAAGCAAAAAGAAUAAGAUUUUUAAGGACAGAAAGCCACAGGAUCCCCCCCCCGCCCCCCACGUAGAACACUUUUAUUUGUAUUUAAUUUUUUUUUCUCGUGCCGGUGGGGGAGGUGACUGGCGGGCUGCGGGAAGCUGCUUCCUUCCCCGUUGGAGAUGAUUGUGCUAUUCUUUUUUGCCUUGCUCUGGAUGGUGGAAGGGGUGUUUUCCCAGCUUCACUACACGGUGCAGGAGGAGCAGGAGCAUGGCACGUUCGUGGGUAAUAUCGCGGAAGAUCUGGGCCUGGACAUUACAAAACUUUCGGCUCGCAGGUUUCAGACGGUGCCCAACUCUCGGACCCCAUACUUGGACCUCAACCUGGAGACCGGGGUGCUGUACGUGAACGAGAAGAUCGACCGGGAGCAAAUCUGCAAGCAGAGCCCCUCCUGCGUCCUGCACCUGGAGGUGUUCCUGGAGAACCCCUUGGAGCUGUUCCGGGUGGAGAUCGAAGUGCUGGACAUCAAUGACAACCCGCCCUCCUUCCCGGAGCCGGACCUGACCGUGGAGAUCUCCGAGAGCGCCACGCCGGGCACCCGCUUCCCCUUGGAGAGCGCCUUCGACCCAGACGUGGGCACCAACUCCCUGCGCGACUACGAGAUCACCCCCAACAGCUACUUCUCCCUGGACGUGCAGACCCAGGGGGAUGGCAACCGGUUCGCCGAGCUGCUCACCAUCCGAGUCCUCGACUCCAACGACAACGUGCCCGCCUUCGACCAGCCCGUCUACACGGUGUCCCUGCCCGAGAACUCGCCGCCGGGCACGCUGGUGAUCCAGCUCAACGCCACCGACCCGGACGAGGGCCAGAACGGCGAGGUGGUGUACUCGUUCAGCAGCCACAUCUCCCCCCGGGCGCGGGAGCUCUUCGGGCUGUCCCCGCGCACCGGCCGGCUGGAGGUGAGCGGGGAGCUGGACUACGAGGAGAGCCCGGUGUACCAGGUGUACGUGCAGGCCAAGGACCUGGGCCCCAACGCCGUGCCCGCGCACUGCAAGGUGCUGGUGCGGGUGCUGGACGCGAACGACAACGCGCCCGAGAUCAGCUUCAGCACGGUGAAGGAGGCGGUGAGCGAGGGCGCGGCGCCCGGCACGGUGGUGGCUCUGUUCAGCGUGACCGACCGCGACUCGGAGGAGAACGGGCAGGUGCAGUGCGAGCUGCUGGGGGACGUGCCGUUCCGCCUCAAGUCUUCCUUCAAGAACUACUACACCAUCGUGACCGAGGCCCCCCUGGACCGCGAGGCGGGGGACUCCUACACCCUGACCGUGGUGGCCCGGGACCGGGGCGAGCCGGCGCUCUCCACCAGCAAGUCGAUCCAGGUGCAGGUGUCCGAUGUGAACGACAACGCGCCGCGGUUCCACCAGCCGGUCUACGACGUGUACGUGACCGAGAACAACGUGCCGGGCGCCUACAUCUACGCCGUGAGCGCCACGGACCGCGACGAGGGCGCCAACGCCCAGCUCGCCUACUCGAUCCUCGAGUGCCAGAUCCAGGGCAUGAGCAUCUUCACCUACGUGUCCAUCAACUCCGAGAACGGCUACCUGUACGCCCUGCGCUCCUUCGACUACGAGCAGCUCAAGGACUUCAGCUUCCAGGUGGAGGCGCGGGACGCCGGCAGCCCCCAGGCGCUGGCGGGCAACGCCACGGUCAACAUCCUCAUCGUGGACCAGAACGACCGCCCCAACCGCUCCGGCGGCGCGGAGACCUCGCUGGACCUCACCCUCAUCCUCAUCAUCGCGCUGGGCUCGGUGUCCUUUAUCUUCCUGCUGGCCAUGAUCGUGCUGGCCGUGCGCUGCCAAAAAGAGAAGAAACUCAACAUCUACACGUGUCUGGCCAGCGACUGCUGCCUCUGCUGCUGCUGUGGCGGCGGGGGCUCCACCUGCUGCGGCCGCCAAGCCCGGGCUCGCAAGAAGAAACUCAGCAAGUCGGACAUCAUGCUGGUGCAGAGCUCCAACGUCACCAGCAACCCGGCCCAGGUGCCCGUGGAGGAGUCCGGGGGCUUUGGCUCCCAUCACCACAACCAGAAUUACUGCUACCAGGUCUGCCUGACCCCCGAGUCGGCCAAGACCGACCUGAUGUUCCUGAAGCCCUGCAGCCCUUCUCGGAGCACGGACACUGAGCACAACCCCUGCGGGGCCAUCGUCACUGGCUACACUGACCAGCAGCCCGACAUCAUCUCCAACGGAAGCAUUUUGUCCAACGAGACUAAACAUCAGAGAGCAGAGCUCAGCUAUCUAGUUGACAGACCUCGCCGAGUUAACAGUUCUGCAUUCCAGGAAGCCGACAUAGUAAGCUCUAAGGACAGUGGUCACGGAGACAGUGAGCAGGGAGAUAGUGAUCAUGAUGCCACCAACCGUGGCCAGUCAGCUGGUAUGGAUCUGUUCUCCAACUGCACCGAGGAAUGUAAAGCCCUGGGCCACUCGGAUCGGUGCUGGAUGCCUUCUUUCGUCCCUUCGGACGGACGCCAGGCUGCCGAUUAUCGCAGCAACCUGCACGUCCCCGGCAUGGACUCUGUGCCGGACGCCGAGGUGUUUGAGGCUCCGGAGGCGCCGGGGGCGGCAGAGCGGUCCUUCUCCACCUUCGGCAAGGAGAAGGCCCUCCACAGCUCGCUGGAGAGGAAGGAGCUGGACGGACUGCUGUCCAGCAUGCGAGCGCCUUACAAACCGCCCUAUUUGAAUCAUUUCCAUCCUCUUUCUUAUUUUGCACAUUGGAAAUAACUUCAUUUAAGCAUUUGUCCAUCAUGUGAGCCUAACAAAGGAAGAUUAGCAAUUAAAAUAUAAAUAGAAUUAUUCACUGAAAAGGAAUAUUUACUUGGGAAUUUUUCCUGCCUCAUCAAACUGAAGAUUUAUGAGUCUAAAUUCAUUAAGUUAUAAAGAUAUUGUAAAUAGUCUGGAGUAUAAAGAUUCAAUUGCUU